UGAGAGUCGUGCAGCGUGCAUGAUGUUGUAUCACCUGUUGCUGCAGACAGUAAGCACACAACAGUCAGCAGGUGUAUCAUCCGGUCAGCCUCACCUGCUGCUGUUUGAUCUUUAUAGCUAUAAGGAUGCGGAAAAGGCCGUGAACGACUUGUCACAGGCAGCAAGAGGAGGGUCGUUGUACGUCAUCGCUGAUGAAGUGAGCGGGUCAAGCUACUUCUGCUCUGUGUGUGACAAGCUUUUGACACAAGUUCCUCAUCUCCAUCUUUGGGCGGCAAGUUGUUACCAUGGAAACGCAACUGUCGGCUGGCAAGUGGAAUAUUUAACCAGACCCCUCCGCUCUCCACCGGCCGUCGUCAGGGAAGUGGAGCAGGAUAGGAGUUUCACUAAUGACCGUGAUGUCCUGCCGUACAGUGAGCGAGGUGUGCCCGACCACACAGACGGCCCGCCAGUCAGACGACUGUAUCACCAACGUCACGGUCACUCAGGUGACAGUCCAGAGAAUGUCACGACAACAGCCACGACACUUACCUCCACCAACGGCGGCACAAGAUCGCCCUGCCUGCAGUGGAGAGACGUGCUGGUGUUGUACUGGAUUAAGAUUCGUGACGACUCGGGUAUGAUGAAGGGACUUGAAGAAGCGGGUAUCCCAGUGCGGGUGAUGAAGGACGAUGACACUGAGGACGUUGCCACGGCCCGCAGUGACGUGGUGUGGGUGACGAGUGGAAGUCGUGUUUGUGGUCUGGAGAGAAAAGUCGUCGUCUGUCUGGAGGAUCAACUUUUAUCCCGGUUCUACUCCAUGUCCAGGUGUACGUCACAACUUCUGAUUGUCUACUCUUAG
This is a messenger RNA of Pomacea canaliculata, 838 nucleotides long. RefSeq lists its product as uncharacterized. NCBI's taxonomy places the organism in Eukaryota, Metazoa, Mollusca, Gastropoda, Architaenioglossa, Ampullariidae. The transcript has 3 exons. Bases 20 to 838 code for a protein of 272 amino acids. The record is from RefSeq and is a predicted model, not a curated record.